CUUGAAAGGACGUGUUGCACUUCUCUGCUUUUUGUUUAUGGCGGCUGCAUCUGAAGUACCAAAGUUAAAAUUGAAUAAUGGCGCUGAAAUGCCGGCUAUUGCGUUGGGAACAUUCCUGGGCUUCGAUCAGAAUGGACCAGUGAAAUCCGAGAAUAAGCACCUUCGAGACGUGGUGAUGGAGGCCAUUGACGUGGGUUACAGACAUUUCGACACGGCAACCAUAUACAACACUGAAGACGAGGUGGGGGAAGCCAUUAACAUGAAGAUAAGAGAUGGGAAGGUCAAGAGAGAAGAUGUAUUUGUCACUACAAAGCUAUGGAAUACCCAGCACAAGAGGGAACAAGUGACUGAAGCCCUGAAGACGUCUUUGGAGAAGCUUGGCUUGGACUACGUAGAUUUGUACUUGAUGCAUUGGCCUUUGGGUUUAAAUGACGACUAUACGCACUCCUCUGUGGACUUCAUGGAAACUUGGCGCGGUCUCGAGGACGUGGUCAACCAGGGUCUGGCUAAAGGCAUCGGCGUCUCCAACUUCAAUGAGGAUCAGAUUCGAAGGGUCCUGACUGAGGGGAAUAUAAAGCCGGCAGUUUUGCAGAUAGAGAUACACCCUCAAAUCAUACAAACGGAUCUAGUUUCGUAUGCCCAAUCCCAAGGUCUUGUGGUCAUGGGUUACAGCCCCCUUGGCUCUUUGGUCAUGAGGUUCGGAAUGAUGUUCCCCGGCCCCAGAGUGGAUGACCCAAAGCUGGUGAAGAUUGCUCAGAAAUAUGGCAAGAGUACACCACAAGUGGUAUUGAGAUGGCUGGUGGACAGAAACAUCGUGCCAGUAGCGAAAACGACGAACCCAAAGAGACUGAGAGAAAACAUCAACAUUUUCGAUUUUACUUUAGAAAAGAGCGAGAUGGAAGAUAUCAAUCAGUACGACUCUAAAAAGCGCUACACGCAGCCUUCGUUUUGGCAAAACCAUCCUUAUUACCCAUUCGAAAAGGUCGACAAUCCUAUAGCGGACCCGUUCAUUAAGAAAAAUUAAUAAUUGAAUAAGGUCGAUAUUCCACUAACAGAACCGUUUAAGAGCAAAACAUUAAAGUAGAUUCUGUUAAAGCGAUCUAAUCUGUAUUUAUUUUAAAUCGGAAUUAAAAAUAAAAUUAUGAAAUUGACAUAUAUACGAACCCACGUUUAGGCGAUAAGCUUUAUAGCUUAGCCUA
Amyelois transitella is the source of this 1199-nucleotide messenger RNA. RefSeq names its product aldo-keto reductase AKR2E4. The record is from RefSeq and is a predicted model, not a curated record. Gene Ontology annotation, cellular component: cytosol. The transcript has 7 exons. Bases 38 to 1024 code for a protein of 328 amino acids. Lineage: Eukaryota; Metazoa; Arthropoda; Insecta; Lepidoptera; Pyralidae. Gene Ontology annotation, molecular function: aldose reductase (NADPH) activity.